CCUUGAAACAGAAGUCGAAUGAGGAAAAAAUGAUCAUAGAUGCUGGCAAUAAUCCGUUUUAUGUGUCUAAGCAUGGAAAGGGUUUGAAGAAUGCAACUAAUCAGAACAAGGAAGGUGAGCUUACUGAAUACGAAUACUCUCAGAAAUGCGAAAAAGAGGUGAAAAAUACUUCAAAAACUAUGACUCAGAAAUCGAGAAACACAAGUGAAAAUUCUUCCUUGAAGUUGCCUUCCUCUUCUGAUAUAGGGCCUGAAAAUGACAAAGAAAUAAAGUUUGAUUUCACAAGUGUUGAAAUUGAGUUGCUACGGGAACAAUCAAAUGAGUGGGAGGUCGGUACGGUCAAUGUAUCGCAAAGAUUUAAAAAAUACCAGAUAGAGAUAAUUGAGAAAGCGAAGACUUAUGGAAUAAAAUGGAGUAGCUUUCAUGAAGUGCUGGAA
Messenger RNA from Dentiscutata erythropus, 437 nucleotides. NCBI's taxonomy places the organism in Eukaryota, Fungi, Glomeromycota, Glomeromycetes, Diversisporales, Gigasporaceae. The record is from the annotation of a GenBank genome assembly.